AGAAAAGCUAUACAUUGAGUCUGUUAUAUAGUAUGUGGAAAGUGUAAAUAAGUCUAUCAAUAAAAUCCAUUAUCAAGAAGCUUUAAUCAAAAAUAUAAAACUUAACCGGUUUGAUUUUUUUUUUUCAUUCUUGAACUAUUACAAUGUUUGUGACUAGAACUAUGAAAACUUACAAAAGUUCCUUAAACAAGUUCUCGCAAAGUAAACCAACUCAACAUCUUGCAUCUAAAAAAAUGGAAGAUCAUACAUGCGAUCAAGAAGUAUCUACGAAUAAGUCUAGACUGUCUAGUGAACUUCCUGUUCCUGAUAUUAUUGAUUAUAAUUUAAACGUUUUAUUUGUAGGUCUCUUUUCCGGAAAGAAAAGCAUUAAAGAAAGACAUCAUUAUUCGUCGUCCAAUAAUCAUUUUUACUACGCCUUAUAUGAAAGUGGUAUGACAAAUGGAGACCACUUAACUUACUUGGAUGACCAACGUCUUGCACGAGAUUAUAAAAUUGGAAUCGUAACUUUAGCUUCGAGACCAGAACAUCGUUCAAAGACAAAAUUGUCUUUUGAAGAGAUUAAACAAGAAUUUCCAAACCUUCUUGAAAAGGUCGAAAAGUAUCGACCAAAGGUUCUUUGUUUUAAUGGAAGAGCCGUGUUUCAGGCUUUUGCAGUUUUUCAAAAUGCUCGGAUUAGUUCUUCUACAAAAAGGAAGAAGAUAGUAAGUGAAGAUUGGAGUCAACAACCAAAUUUUUCUAUUCGGUGGAACGAUCGUACAGGUUAUACAAAGGUUUUCUACGUAAUGUCGACGAGUGGACGCGUUUUUCAACAUAAAAGACAAAACAAAACAAAGUAUUUUAAAAAAUUGAAAGAGCUUAUAGACGAAGAUAGUAAUGAAGAAAGUAUAAAAUAUAUUAAAAGAGAAGAACGACAUGUUAUAGAUACCAGAAUAAGGGGAGAAGGCAUUGAUUUGAUAAAUGCUUGCUUCAAAGAAGAAUUUAACAAUGAGCAAGAUGAUUAUGAAGAAAAUGACGUAGAAGACACCUCGCCUAAUAAAAAAUGUAGACUUGAACAGGAUUAUUCUCCACCAAAGUCUUUUGUAGCAAAAAGAUGGUAGAUUACUGGGAAUUAUGUGAUUAUAAAAUAACCUUUAACUUGCGAUUGGUCGGAUAUUAAGAAUUUAAGCAUUAUCCUUGAAAAAUGUUAGUUUUUAAUGAUUAAUAAAAUUAAUUACAUUAUCUUUGCUUAUAUAAUAUUUUAUAUAAUGUAAAGGAACCCUUAGCCAAAUUAUGUGACUUCCCUAAAAAAAGUAUCUAUUAAUUUUUAUUGCAAAUAUCUUAAAUAUCUUUGAAAACAAAAAUAAGCAUUGUUUUCAUUUUUUUUUUUAGUUUCUUCGAUUUCUUCACAAAUUA
Messenger RNA from Rhizophagus irregularis DAOM 181602=DAOM 197198, 1392 nucleotides. RefSeq lists its product as uncharacterized. The record is from RefSeq and is a predicted model, not a curated record. NCBI's taxonomy places the organism in Eukaryota, Fungi, Glomeromycota, Glomeromycetes, Glomerales, Glomeraceae. Gene Ontology annotation, biological process: base-excision repair, AP site formation. Gene Ontology annotation, molecular function: pyrimidine-specific mismatch base pair DNA N-glycosylase activity; uracil DNA N-glycosylase activity.